GUAAAGUGAUCGCCGACGCAACAAUGGGCAGCGAGCCUUGUGGCGUUUUCGAAGUUCUCUCUCUUCCCCGUGGGUCUAUCCUCCCGAGUCUUCAGGUUCUCAGUUCUGCAUCAAGCAUCAUCAACUCCUACACGGCGCUACUUUGAAGCCCCUUUCCCCUGUUCGCGAACAAUGGCAUCUCCGCCGCCUUCGCGGUCGGCCGGACAAGAUGAGGCCCAUGACACGCCGGGGCCGCCACCGAUGGAGCAGCAGUUGGGGUCGGGCCCGGACCUGGAGACAAUGGACGCCAGCUUGGAAACGGGAUCCGUCGACCCCAACCCGGGGAACAUGCCUCACAGUAACCCCCCAAGUGAGCCAUUUGGUGGACUUCAGGCCGAGCCAAUAAAGCUAGACACAGCCAGCCUUGGUCUGGGCCCCGGGCAAGAACCGGACGCCCAGCCUCAGACCACUAUCUCCCGUCGAGCGCAGCAACCACAGACGCCACUGACUCCGGUGGUUGGCCCCGGAUUUGCUCCUGGAUGGCGGAAACGCGUUAUCAACGUCAAAAACAAGCUUGGGACCACGAAACAAAAUCAAGCACCCACUUCGCAAAGGCCUGGAGCCUCAGGGCUGGACAGCAGCAAACCAAGUCACGUUGGCCAAGGAAAGGCAGCCAAGGCAGCCAAAGCAGAAGCCGCAACACAUGACACCAACGAGCCCGAACUUCCCGCACUUGUGGAUCUCUCUAACCUGGCGCCAUCCCUGGUGCCCACCGCUGAAAUCAUCGCGAUUCCCGACAUUGGCCAGUCGUUGUCAACAGCAUGGGCCUACAUCCCCGAAAAGAAUUUCGCAAAACGGCCUGCGGCACCAGCAAACACAGCUGUCGGACCUGCCCCACCCGGCCGUCAGGUUCCUUCGAAGGGCGCAGCAGCUUUCAGAGCUGGGCUGAAGGCGCUGGAAGAAAUCGGGCGCGUGAAGGGAACCGUUAAGGACUGGACCGACUCCACGGGUCCCGCCGUUGCCACCCGUGGUUGGAAAGGGGAGCGGGGCGAACAGGCUCCAGGGACCCUCGCCAACGAACCGACGGCAACCCCAGUGGACAAGGCUAAGGGAAAGGCUGAUGGCAACGACAUGGGUAUUUUGGAGGACGUGGAAAGAGGGCGCCGGCCCCCAACUCCGCAACAACCCAGGCUUUCCACCGCAGAGGAAACGGCCCGCGAAAAGAGGGCCGAUGCCGAUGACCGCACUUCACGUCAUUCAAACCGCCCAUCGUCUACUAGGGGCUCAAAGCCACCAUCAGAGAAAGAUAAGGCGUUGAAAGCUGGGAACUGGCUGACAGACCGCACGAUGUUCGCCAGUGAUGUUGACCGGGCACGAGUUUGGGGGUUUGCCUACAAGCCGCCCGAACAACCUCAGUCCGCCGACAACCCAUCCAAGAAGCCUGAUUACGACAAGUAUUUGAAUGAAACAGCGGAGGCCCUCCGGUCAUGCCUGAAGAUGAAACCAGAAAGCCGUUGCUCUUUGGUUUUCGUCGCCACAGGUUUUGGGUGCCUCAUCGUCCAGAGGUUGCUGGCCCAGAUCGCCCAGGUUCCCGACCACAUGCCGAACGAGAGCAUCGAAGUUCUGCUCCUGAGCGCGGCUGUACUCUUCCUUGAUCCUCCGAGUCCCAUCCCGAAAGAGAAGGCAAAGACAGAGAGAACGAAAACCGCACCCCUUCUAGCAUUUCCGGCACCAACAAGCUCUACCCGUGCGAACAGGCUUAGGGGCAUUCUGGAGUCAAAAACCAUUGACGGCUGGGAUAUAUGGGAAAGGUUUCACGCUGUGGUCAUAAAAAGGGACCUGCCGGUGGUUUGGUUUUACACCCAAGCCCAGAUACCGAACCGGAAUGGAGGAUCACUACGCGCAGCUGGCGUUGACUUUGUCAUGCUAUCAGACCCAGCCCCGGUCAAGCAUACUACUAAUAGCCGGGUGUCUUCAAGGUUCAGAGGACCGGGUGAUCCCAAUUACCGCUCCUUCGUGGACCAGGUCAGGCGGUUCCUCUUUCUCAGGGCCUCGGCCGUCCGGGACUGUGAAGAACUCCUCACGCAGUGUAUUGACCAAGGGUACAAUCUCGGUGUUAAAGACCACAAGAAACGCUGCGCCCUUCACCUAGCGGUCCAGUCUACUAAUGAUGCGGCCCUGAUGCGCCUCGUUAGCGCUCGCCCUAGCCUCGUUAUGGAGCAAGAUAAAGACGGCGCGACACCCCUGCACGUGGCCAUCAUUGAUGCCGGUCUCUAUGGAUCCUUCCGACGAGCCUCCUACCGGAUGAUGAUAGAGAAGCUGCUCUUGGCUAUGGCCGACAACAAAUAUGACGACGAGACAAGGGACUCCGAAAACAAGUCGGCAUGGCAUUACGCUUUGGAGGCCAAUCAUCGCUGGAUUCUGGAUCUGAAAAACAACCAAUACCUUUUCAACGGUGCACGAGCGGCACAACCUGAGGCGAUCGACGACUCGGAGCCGGUCUUCACCCCGGCAGAAAUAAGUGCUUGCGUAACAUUGAACGCCACCCUUGCCCAGUUCUACAUUUCGAACGACGACACCAGUGACUAUCUAGAAUUUCAAAGACCGGAUGUUUUCUCAGUGGUUUAUGACCACGAAGACUACGGGAUUGGAAAGUUGUUCGAAAGGAAUCUCCGCCACGACGAUGACAAGCGGGCAACAUGUCGCUGGGUUCACCUUCCUGCCAAUAAUGAAAAAUGGGUACAUGACUUGUUUGCUAAACAGCUACGACGCAUCGACAAAUCCACCAGUACCAGGCGUCACAUAGGGUCGACGCCGUUCGACCGGCACAUUAUCCCUGGCGCGGUUAGAUACAAGCAGACCUACGAACCCCUUCCUGGCGAAGUCUUCCCCUCCCCUUCCCCUCGGUACCCCUUCCCCUCGCCGUCGUCAUUCAGCAACAAAUCCGGUGAUGGCCUCGGCAUCCCCAAGAAAGCGGUAACGGCCCUGUUUAUACCAGUAUUUGGGUUCGAAAAACACCGGAACCGCCAGAAGUUGAGCACGACGAUGAAAUUUGGGAAUUUAUCCAGCAAUGAUGAGACUUGUCUCUUGGUACGCGCCUACUUCGACAAGGACAAGCUUCCGUUGCACUGCCGCCGGACCCUGGAUCAGUUCACUUAUCACAUGUUGGACGACACCGAGAGGCGUGACAACAGCCAGGUCAUGUCCAGGUGGGGCAGGAGGGAGUCGGCCAAGAAGUACAAACUUGGCCAGGGGCCACGCCCGGGAAGAGGGGGUCGGCCAGUACUCAUGAUUGACCAGCUAUGGCUGUGGGUUCUCGAAGAUGAGCAGACUAUAAUCACGAGUCUUCCCAACACAUGGGAACCGGCCGAGGAUUACAACCUCAUACGACACCUCAUGCACAAGGAACUGAGGGAUAAUGACGACCGACCGCUGAUUAAGGGGUGCACGGAUCUCGCCAACGCCAUCAUCCGAUGCAGUGUCGACUUUUUGCACCGGCAGGGCCCUCUGAAGGUCUCGCUUUACGAAUGUUUUCAGUCGAGUAUUACACUUGUUGCCGAGCGGCAAGCUCUACAGUUCGAGGAAUUCGAAUCUCUAGUCCAUCGCCUGACACAAGGUGGAAUCGAUGUGCAAGAACGGGCAAACUUGACCAACAAUCUUUUCCAACUGACCAAGGAGACACGCCUUUUGGCUGAAAUCAUCGACAUACAAGACGAGCUCAAGACCAUCCACGAGGUCUUCCUUCGGCAAAGGGAUGCCCUCAAGAAAUUCGCCAAGCUCAUGUCCAAUCAGGGCCAGAAUCGAGACAGGGCAGACGAUGAAAGUGACAUUGUCGAGAACAAUACCCCGGAGUCAUCGCAAUUUGGCUAUCCGUUAUUCGAAGACCAUGACCACGAAUCUCCCGAUCACCAUGGAGAGAGAAGACCUCUCCAUUCGGCUAUGUAUAGGGAAGGCGGCAGGCCAAAGUUAGAACGCAACGUCCGGUUCGCCGAUGAACGGACCCAGUACCAGAGACCAAAAGCCCGGAACCAGGCUGAAGAGAAUCUUCAUCUGGUCGAGACCAACAUCCUCACGAUCAAGGAGAUGACCAUGUACGCGGAGAAGGUUCGGGUGGAGAUCAACGGGCUACUCAGCCAUCGACAGAAACAAGCCAAUGCGUGGGAAGCUAGGUUCGCUCGCGAGGGAUCAGAGCACACGCAGCGCCAGAGCAACAUUACCUUGGUCUUUACCGCAGUCACCGUCUUGUUUCUGCCCCUAUCAUUCAUGUCUAGCGUGUUUGCUAUUCAAAUCGACGCGUUCCCUCAUAACCCAGAGACGGGGGAGGUGAACUGGCCCUUGCCAAACGUCAUGGGCCUCCUCUUCGGCCUCUCCCUCGGCACCAUCUCCCUCGUAGCUUUGCUCGGCUUCUACAUCAACCGCAUCUCACGCCUCUACACCAAAUACUUCGGCGACACCACCAACCAGCCCAUCACCGCCACCGGACCAAACCACCACGGCCAUUCCGACUCCGACUCCGAUUCCGACUUCCACAGCACCACCACCGCUCGCCGCUCCCGCCACAGCAGCCACGACUUCCUAUCCGAGCACUGGUCCCAUCACUCCCACGCUACCAACCGCCCCAGGUACGCCCGGCUCUUCAGGCGCUGGACCUUCCACGAGCACAUCCCCCUGGUGCGCAACCUCUGGCGGCUGCGCUUCUACCGGCGCUUCUACCGGCGCUAUCGGCCCGCGGCGCCCGCCCCCCGGCCGCCGUCGCCGGCCGAGUCCUAUGUGGGGUCCGAUGACGACGGGGGCGGCGAGUUGGACGCAGACGGGUUUGACGGGGACCGGGACCGCCACCGCCACCGCCGGCGCGCCCCCAGCGUGCUCUCUUCGUCGAGCUGGGGCGUCAACGAGUGGGAGGAGGUGGAGGACUACCCCGUGCAUCGCGCGCACGUGCUGAUGGAGCGGUUUGUGGAGGAGCAAUCUGUGCGGCUGCUGCGGAGGGUGGCGCCCGAGUGGCUGAUGAGGAACGUGAGGCACCUGCGGGUAAAGGAGAAGGUGGAGGAGGGGGAGUGGGAGGGGAAGGAGGAGUAUUAUGGGGAAGGGGAGGAGGAAGCGGCGGAGGAAAAUUCGAUCCGUCCUAGUAUGCAGCGGAGCAGUGUUGUCACGCGGUCGGAGGCUAGUUGGGAUGUGCCGCCGGAGGGCCCGCUGCGCAGGCGGAGGACGGAGCAGCGGGAGGGGCGGCUUAGGGGCGCGAGUGUUCUCGUUGCUGGCCUGUUUCCGUGGCGAUGGGGCGGGCCUGCCGAUGGACAGCCGGUGACCGUUAGUUCGGAGAGUGGUGGAGGGAGCGUUGACGUCGCGCUGGAUCCGGAUGAGGAUGACUCGGUACCAGGGGGUGAUGGCGGUGAAGGGGGACGAGGCCCUGGUAAGAAGGGAAUUGGGCUUGGGAUACCGAUGCCGUUGCAGAUUCCGUUGCCGUCGUUUGGGAGGAAGAAGGUGAGGGAAGAAGACGUGGAAAGCAGCAAUAGGGCUACAGCGUGGGCUCGCGAUUCUGCGAGUGCUCCCAGCCGGGGCCCAAGACUUCCAUAGGCUUUGGUUUGGUUAGCCCGAAGGUAGGUAGGUAGGUAGGUAGUUAUUAGCUCAGGAAAUACUAGUGGCGUUGAUUCU
Chaetomium fimeti is the source of this 5628-nucleotide messenger RNA. RefSeq lists its product as uncharacterized. The record is from RefSeq and is a predicted model, not a curated record. The coding region runs from base 172 to 5550 and encodes 1792 amino acids. The transcript has 12 exons. Lineage: Eukaryota; Fungi; Ascomycota; Sordariomycetes; Sordariales; Chaetomiaceae.